CGUGCUCCGCCUCCGCGCUCGGACCUCUAUAAACCCCGCCCACUGGACACGGCCGUUCCAGUUUGGACUCUACUCUACUCCCCGCUUCCCGAUUCAAGUCAGCGGUUUUAGGGUUCGAGAUCUCGGCAUCGCGCGGAAGCCAUGGCGGCAAGCACGCUUAGUACUGUGAAGGUGAGCAAUGUAUCACUGAAAGCAGCACAGCGUGAUAUAAAGGAAUUCUUUUCCUUUUCUGGUGACAUUGUGCAUGUUGAAAUGCAGAGUGGCGAUGAGCUUUCUCAAGUUGCCUACAUUACUUUUAAAGACAAUCAAGGAGCUGAGACUGCAAUGCUUCUCACGGGGGCCACAAUAGUUUAUAUGGCUGUAAUCGUGACGCCAGCCAAUGAUUAUGAGCUACCGGCUUCUGUUUUAGCUGCUCUUGAGCCCAAAGACACAAAACCUUCUGCCCUUCAAAAGGCUGAAGACAUUGUUGGGACCAUGCUGGCAAAGGGAUUUAUCCUUGGUAGGGAUGCACUGGACAAAGCAAAAGCUUUGGAUGAGAAGCAUCAGCUCACGUCGACUGCCACAGCCAGAGUAUCUUCCUUUGACAAGAGAAUUGGUCUAAGUGAGAAGAUCAGUGUUGGUACUUCAGUUGUAAAUGACAAAGUGAAGGAAAUGGAUCAGAAGUACCAAGUCUCUGAGAAGACAAAGUCAGCACUGGCAGCUGCUGAACAGAGUGUCUCGACUGCCGGAUCUGCUAUCAUGAAGAACAGGUAUGUCCUCACCGGAGCAGCAUGGGUAACUGGUGCUUUCAGCAAGGUCACCAGUGCAGCCAACGAUGUUGGUGCAAAGGCAAAGGAGAAAAUAGCAGUCGAGCAGGAGCACAAGAAUGCUGAGGCCGGGCCUGCACAAGCAAACAUCUCAGAGUUCCCUGCAGCACCCAGGGAAUUGGACAGCGAAUUCACGAAGAUACAUGUUGCUGAAACCCCUGAAGAAAUUCCCGUCUCUACGGUGACUGUCCCUGCUGUUACAGAGGAGGAGCUCAGCGAGGCCUCUCCACCAGCUGAUGUUCCUACAAAGCCAGAAGCUGCACAGGGUUUGGUACUAUAAGUGAUACAGUUUUGCCUCAUACAUGCAUGUAAUGUAAAUAGACAUGAGAUGAGGUAGCCAUUGAACUCAUUCCGUGAUGUUGUGGUUGCCAUCUUCAGAUUGAAACCCCUUUUUUUUUAAGGUUGAAAUUUAUUGGGACCUAAAGGAGUUUGCAAUUUGUACCUGGUACGUUUUAUCAAUUAACCAUUAAUCGUUAUUACCUGGCAGUGGGAAAAUGAUGCUUCUGCA
Messenger RNA from Sorghum bicolor (sorghum), 1314 nucleotides. RefSeq names its product binding partner of ACD11 1. The coding region runs from base 142 to 1086 and encodes 314 amino acids. The transcript has 5 exons. Gene Ontology annotation, molecular function: RNA binding. The record is from RefSeq and is a predicted model, not a curated record. Lineage: Eukaryota; Viridiplantae; Streptophyta; Magnoliopsida; Poales; Poaceae.